Molecule: messenger RNA, 2717 nt
Organism: Cydia fagiglandana
Lineage: Eukaryota; Metazoa; Arthropoda; Insecta; Lepidoptera; Tortricidae
Gene: trc
Product: serine/threonine-protein kinase tricornered
Exons: 11
Coding region: 433-1824 (463 amino acids)
Biological process (GO): peptidyl-serine phosphorylation; intracellular signal transduction
Molecular function (GO): ATP binding; protein serine/threonine kinase activity
Source: RefSeq, a predicted model, not a curated record
UUGUACAGUAAUUGCCACCGCACUUGAGCUCGAUUUAAAAAAAUCGUAGCCUUCCCUGACAUCUUUCUUUGUGCAAUUUCUGUCAGGUCUCAUGAAAAAUCCCGUUAUUUUGCUUUUGUAAUUCAUCUAACAAAGGCUUUUACUUGUUCCGACGGUUGACCGCAGUUAGUGGAACACGCGUUACAAACGCUGAUCCAUUCAGUGACAUUGUGUAAAGAUUUAUUUUGGUAUUUUAAUUUAUCGAUUUUGGCCUUCCUCUCAAAAGAUAGUGUUUAUUUAUUAGUGAGCUCGAGUAAUUGCUGCCCAAGCAACAAUUUUUUGUGCCACAGUCCCAUUCAAGAGAGAGCCGUGUCUUGGGGGAGAAGCACCCCGGGCACUACGGUGGCCCCAGAUACACCGGCACCAGCACCCCAGCCUCCGGGGGUGCUGGACAUGACGGCCACGGACAACAUCCGCUUCAGCGGCCACACGCUCGACAAGGCCACCAAGGCCAAGGUCACCUUAGAAAAUUUCUAUACUAAUCUCAUAACUCAACAUUAUGAGAGGAAACAGAGGCUCGAGAAGCUGGAGGAGUCACUCAAAGAUGAAAACUUGACAGAGAGCCAAAAACAAGAGAAAAGACAGCAACAUGCUCAAAAAGAAACCGAGUUUUUGAGGCUCAAGCGAUCGAGGCUCGGUGUAGAGGAUUUUGAACCGCUCAAAGUCAUCGGGCGAGGCGCGUUUGGCGAGGUCCGCCUCGUUCAAAAGAAAGAUACCGGUCAUGUUUACGCUAUGAAAAUACUCAGAAAAGCUGAUAUGCUUGAAAAAGAACAAGUGGCCCACGUGCGGGCCGAGCGUGACAUCCUAGUAGAAGCGGACCACCAGUGGGUAGUGAAGAUGUACUAUAGUUUUCAAGAUCCCAUGAAUUUAUACCUCAUCAUGGAAUUCCUGCCAGGCGGCGACAUGAUGACCCUACUCAUGAAAAAAGACACCCUUAGCGAAGAAUGUGCGCAGUUUUAUGUCGCUGAGACGGCGCUGGCGAUCGACAGUAUACAUAAGCUCGGUUUCAUACACAGAGACAUAAAGCCGGAUAACCUUCUGCUGGACGCGCGCGGGCACAUCAAGCUCAGCGACUUCGGGCUGUGCACGGGCCUCAAGAAGAGCCACCGCACUGACUUCUACCGCGACCUGUCGCGCGCCACGCCCUCAGACUUCAACUUUUUUUCAGUUUCAACAUCGUCGUCGGCGAUGGACUCAAAGCGGCGCGCGGAGUCUUGGAAGCGCAACCGGCGGGCGCUGGCAUACUCCACCGUGGGCACGCCCGACUACAUCGCGCCCGAGGUGUUCCUGCAGACCGGCUACGGCCCGCAGGCCGACUGGUGGAGCCUCGGCGUCAUCAUGUACGAGAUGCUGAUCGGGUACCCGCCGUUCUGCUCCGAGUCCCCACAGGACACGUAUCGCAAGGUGAUGUCGUGGCGCGAGUCGCUCACAUUCCCGCCCGAGAUACCCAUCAGCGAGGAGGCAAGGGAGACCAUUCUGCGCUUCUGCUCCGAACCGGACCGCAGGCUGGGUUCGGGGCGCGGCAUCGAGGACGUGAAGUCGGUGCCGUUCUUCCGCGGCGUGGACUGGAGCCACGUGCGCGAGCGCCCCGCAGCCAUCUCCGUCGAGGUGCGCUCCAUCGACGACACGUCCAACUUCGACGACUUCCCCGACGUCAAGCUCGAAAUACCGGCAGCGCCAAUCACGCAAGACGGCGAGGUGGCGUACAAAGACUGGGUAUUCAUUAACUACACGUUCAAGCGGUUCGAGGGGCUCACCCAGCGCGGCACGCCCACCAAGAAGUGAGCGCCGCCACCCCCCACCCCCCGCGGCUCCAGACGGGCCGCCCUGCCCCUCCCCGCUAAUCGCGCCGAUGUUAACACUGACGUCACCAUCACCCUAACUCACCUGGAUUUACCUAUAACUAGAGUGCUCUCUGUUUUAGUCUGUAACUCUUCUUAUUUUCACACACAUUACGACUAUUUAUUUCCAUACAACGACUUGUUAGCUGUCGAUUCAUAAAAGCGAUUAAAAUGAAGUUCACAACACAUUUACACAUUCUUUUUACAAUAUGGAAAUGUUGCUGUUCCAAACCAAAAUUUUGUAACCCAGUCCAAGAGGAGAAAACGUAUCCAACAUAUAUUGUUGAUGGCUAUCAUACUGGCAUCUAUCAUGCUCCAGGGCGUAUGCAAACUUCAUAGAAAUUUAUUCAGUUUUUAAAUCUUGAAAAGGUAACUGAUAGACAUGCAGAGUUGCUUUCACAUUUAUAAUAUAAGCAUGGAUGCUUAUAAUGCUCUAAUUGGCACUAUAAUUCCGUACACGGCGGGAAGAAGUUGGUAAUUGGUAAAUUUGAACUGUAAUUCUAUUUCUUCAAUAAAAUAUCUCGAGUUAUCAACUUCUUCCCGCCGUGUCAACGGAAUUAUUGUUUGAUUGUAUUUAAAUAAGUUGUACUGUUUUAUUGCGCCAUAGUUACGCCGCAAAUAUAUAUGACGACUGGUUGCACCCAACACGAGACCGAACAUAGCAGAAAACUAGCACGAUUCAUGAACUUUCUCAGGUUAAAUCAAGUAUGGAAGAGAAUCAUUGUCCAAUCGAUCACUUAUUUAUUAGUUGCGUAUAAUGAUGAACAUCUGUAAAAACUAAGUAGUUAACACGUUUCAAGUACAGAAUACUUAAAAUAAAUCUACUUUUAACGAACA